This is a messenger RNA of Necator americanus (New World hookworm), 222 nucleotides long. RefSeq lists its product as uncharacterized. Bases 1 to 222 code for a protein of 73 amino acids. The transcript is spliced from 2 exons. The record is from RefSeq and is a predicted model, not a curated record. Lineage: Eukaryota; Metazoa; Nematoda; Chromadorea; Rhabditida; Ancylostomatidae.
AUGUGCCGUCCUUACACAUAUCCAAGCCCAUCCUGUUCGAUUUUCAACUACAGCUUGCAUGGAAUCUAUCCAUCUGUCGCCAUUCGACAAACGAAGAAACUUUACCUCUCGACUGAACUGCCUGUCAACGCCAAUCUGGGAACAUCUUCAAUACAACUUGGACAAGAUGAUCAGGUGAUCUCCUUGCAAUGUGACCAACGAAGCGAAAUCGGUUUUCGGUGA